CUGUGUGAAUGUGCCAUAGCAUAUGCACGAAGGUCAGAGGACAACUUGAGAAAUCAAUUCUCUUAUUCCACCCUGUGGGACCCUGGGAUAGAAUUCAGGCUGUCAGGAUUGGGAGCAACCUCUAACCACUGAGCCAUUUCACCAGCCCUAAAUCAUGGAACAACACUAUGGUCAUCUGAUUUAAAUGUCUCCUCUUACAGAGACCCAAAUGCUAAGCUCUCAGGUACUCUGUCUCAGCUUUCUGUAUUUAUCACCUAACUUCCCUGUGAGUUUUUCAGUGUGUCUUUAACUUCACCAAACCUAGGUCAUCGAUUAUCCUUGAACUCUGCAUUGGGCUGCCAGCUUCCUCAGGGGAAUUCAACGUGGCUGGGUUUUAAUCCCUUAGAAUGGUAGCUUCAGCUGUGAAAGUUUUAGCUAAGAUUUUAAUGACCAGGUUUAAGAAAAUGCAACAGAUAGACCAGCAGGUGUUGCAAUUACGUUCACCAUUAAGAGGCUUUUUGUGAGGGUUUAAAACUUACUAUUAAGACUAUGGUCUGCGCCGCAACUGUGCUCACCAGCGGGGAAGACAUCAGUGUCCCAGAAAAAAAAAAUCAUAUAAAAAGGAAGCUAGGUAGACAGAAACUUCGAAGUACUCAACCUACCAACGGAAGCUCGAUAUCCCUUUGGCUUUCACAUCCAAACAGAGUGGACAUGAUCCUCAAACUGAUGGCCGGCAUUCUACUGCUGACUGUGUGUUUGGAAGGCUGCUCCAGCCAGCACUGGUCCUAUGGGUUGCGCCCUGGGGGAAAGAGAAACACUGAACACUUGGUUGAUUCUUUCCAAGAGAUGGGCAAGGAGGUGGAUCAAAUGGCAGAACCCCAGCACUUCGAAUGUACUGUCCACUGGCCCCGUUCACCCCUCAGGGAUCUGCGAGGAGCUCUGGUGAGUUACAGUCGACACCACAUAGAGCUAGAGACAAAAGGGACUUUGGAUGCAGUGAUCUACCAGUUCCUCAGAUACCUGACUCACUCCUGAAG
Mus caroli (Ryukyu mouse) is the source of this 1016-nucleotide messenger RNA. It is a transcript of the gene Gnrh1, whose product is annotated as gonadotropin releasing hormone 1. The record is from RefSeq and is a predicted model, not a curated record. Gene Ontology annotation, molecular function: gonadotropin hormone-releasing hormone activity; gonadotropin-releasing hormone receptor binding. NCBI's taxonomy places the organism in Eukaryota, Metazoa, Chordata, Mammalia, Rodentia, Muridae. Gene Ontology annotation, biological process: reproductive process; multicellular organism development. Gene Ontology annotation, cellular component: extracellular region.